Molecule: messenger RNA, 1197 nt
Organism: Teleopsis dalmanni
Lineage: Eukaryota; Metazoa; Arthropoda; Insecta; Diptera; Diopsidae
Product: 14-3-3-like protein
Exons: 2
Coding region: 131-931 (266 amino acids)
Biological process (GO): signal transduction
Cellular component (GO): cytoplasm
Source: RefSeq, a predicted model, not a curated record
CCUUUUAUUUGUAUUUUUAUUUCAAAAUUAAAAAUUUUUCAAAUUUUUUGGUAACAUACUCUCCACAUGCAUUCACAAUAAAUUCAAACUUUUUCUUCUAAAAUUGAAAAAUUUAUAGACCGCGACCGUCAUGACUGAGGCCCGAGAUAUAAUCUUCGAGUCCCAAUUAGCAGUCGAGGGUAAAAGAUAUGAACACUUAAUAGAUGUUUUCAAAAAAAUCAAUGCUACCGUCAACUACGCUAAUUAUAAACUUACAACAGAAGAGCGAGACCUCUUUUUAGCUGCAUAUAAACACCAAAUUGGAAAGUUGGUGGCUGCUUGGCGCACCAUUUCUGAAUGGCAGAAGACAGAGCACACCUUAGGAGAGCAUGACCUUGAAACGACGAAGGAAGCAAUGAAAGCGAAACGUUUGGAAAUUGAACAAGAGGUACGGGUUAUGUGCGGGGAAAUAACAAACGUCUUGGAUCAACACCGGUUUCCAUCCUCCAAUGUGGAAGAUCGCAUAUUAAACAUAAAAAUUCGCGCUGAUUGUCAUCAUUACUUGGCUGUGGUAUGCAAUAGCGAAGUACAGAAAGAAAAUGCAUUAGGAGCCUAUUCACAUGCUUCUGAGUUGGCUACUAUUAAUCUGCCGCCGGCACAUCCAAUUCGUUUGGAGGUACAUGAGAGCUUUGCAGAUUUUUAUUUCAAUGUACGCCAUCUACCGCAGCUAGCAUUAAAUCUCUUACGUGCUGAGGUAAAUAAAGCGAAGUGCAUACACCAGGGUCAGUUAUUGCUUAGUAAAUGCAAGAAGUCAAAGGAGAUAAUAGAGCAUCUUGAAGAAAGUAUUAAACACUUCGAAGAAACCAAGAAAAACAGUAAGCGUGAUCCUUUUCCUUUCAGUGACUUGAUUAGCGAAGAUCAUUUCAAUGGAAAAACUCUAUGGCUAUUGUAAAAAAAAUUUUUUGAAAUAGAGCUAGAGCUUUCGGAAAACGCAUUGGCGGAAAGAAGUGUUAGAACUUUAGGGAGAUUAAGGAAUAGAUGGAUCGGAGUGGAGAGAAGAUAAAUAUUUAUUCAAAUUCAAGUUCAAUAAAUUUAAAAGCAUCAGUUACAAUUUAAGAAGCAUUCGAUUUCAAAAGCCAUAAACACAAUUCAAUUUCAACACAAUAAAUCAAACCUAUUUUGCAAUAGAAAUUCAAUAAAGAUUUGUUUUUUAACUAU